This is a messenger RNA of Epithele typhae, 684 nucleotides long. RefSeq names its product Ribulose-phosphate 3-epimerase. The coding region runs from base 1 to 684 and encodes 227 amino acids. Gene Ontology annotation, biological process: pentose-phosphate shunt; pentose-phosphate shunt, non-oxidative branch; carbohydrate metabolic process. The transcript is spliced from 7 exons. The record is from RefSeq and is a predicted model, not a curated record. Lineage: Eukaryota; Fungi; Basidiomycota; Agaricomycetes; Polyporales; Epitheliaceae. Gene Ontology annotation, molecular function: metal ion binding; D-ribulose-phosphate 3-epimerase activity. Gene Ontology annotation, cellular component: cytosol.
AUGCCGCGCGCCAUUAUCUCGCCCUCCGUCCUCGCCUCCGACUUUGGCCAGCUCACCGCAGAGUGCAAGCGCAUGAUCCGCGGCGGCGCAGAAUGGCUGCACAUGGAUGUGAUGGACGGCCAUUUCGUGCCCAACAUUACCAUGGGUGCCCCAGUCCUCUCCUGCGUGUCCAAGGGCGUCCCGGGCAUCUUCAUGGACUGCCACAUGAUGGUCGCCCAGCCCGAGAAGUGGGUGGACGACAUCGCUGAUGCGGGCGGUUCUCUCUACUGCUUCCACCUCGAGGCCACAACGGAUCCGCUUCCGAUCAUCGACCACAUCCACGAGCGCAGGAUGAAGGCUGGCGUCGCGAUCUCGCCCGACACGCCCUCGUCCGCCGUCACGGACGCGAUCGCCGAGGCCGUGGACAUGCUCCUCGUCAUGACCGUCUACCCUGGGCGCGGCGGCCAGAAGUUCCUCGACCGCUGCGUGCCCAAGGUCGCCGAGCUUCGCGCGCGCUUCCCGGACAUCGACAUCGAGGUCGACGGCGGCGUCGGGCCCAAGACGAUCGACGUCUGCGCGGAAGCAGGUCGCAACGUGAUCGUUGCGGGGACCGCGAUCUUCAACGCGCCGGAGCCUGAACGGGUCAUCGCGCUCCUCAAGUCCACGGUUGACACUGCGCAGGCCAAAAUCGCCGCGAAGAAGUAG